CCCGUCCCCCCGGGGGUGCGGGGCGCGGCCAGCCCGGCCCUGAGCCAGGCGGGCGGGCGGCGGCGCGGCUGGGCAGGUGGCUGCGGCUGGAAGAUGGCGCCCUCGGGCUCGGGCAGCGUCCGGCGGCGCUGCCGGCGGCUGCUCUACUGGAUCCCGGUGGUGUUCAUCAGCCUCCUGCUCGGCUGGUCCUACUACGCCUACGCGCUGCAGCUGUGCAUCGUGUCCAUGGAAAAUAUUGGAGAACAAGUUGUGUGCCUGAUUGCUUAUCAUCUACUAUUUGCAAUGUUUGUCUGGUCAUAUUGGAAAACUAUCUUUACAUUACCAAUGAAUCCUUCAAAAGAAUUCCAUCUCUCUUAUGCAGAGAAAGAAUUGUUGGAGAGAGAGCCAAGAGGAGAGGCUCAUCAGGAAGUUCUUAGGCGAGCAGCCAAAGAUCUUCCCAUCUAUACCAGGACUAUGUCUGGAGCAAUCCGAUAUUGUGACAGAUGCCAACUCAUAAAACCAGACCGCUGCCACCACUGUUCCGUCUGUGAUAAAUGCAUUUUGAAGAUGGAUCAUCAUUGCCCAUGGGUGAACAAUUGUGUUGGAUAUUCAAAUUAUAAAUUUUUCCUCCUUUUCUUGGCUUAUUCUUUGCUAUAUUGCCUUUUUAUUGCUGCAACAGAUUUACAGUAUUUUAUCAAAUUUUGGACAAAUGGUCUACCUGAUACCCAAGCCAAGUUCCACAUUAUGUUUUUAUUCUUUGCUGCAGCUAUGUUUUCUGUCAGCUUGUCUUCUCUGUUUGGCUAUCAUUGUUGGCUAGUCAGCAAAAAUAAGUCUACACUAGAAGCAUUUAGAAGUCCAGUGUUUCGACAUGGAACAGAUAAAAAUGGAUUUAGCUUGGGCUUUAGUAAAAAUAUGCGGCAAGUUUUUGGUGAUGAGAAAAAGUACUGGUUGCUGCCCAUUUUUUCAAGUCUAGGUGAUGGCUGUUCCUUUCCAACUUGCCUUGUUAAUCAGGAUCCUGAACAACCACCUACUCCUGCAGGAUUGAAUGCUGCAGCUAAAAACCCUGAAAACCAUCAAUUUCCUGCAAAGCCUUUGAGAGAUUCCCAGAGUCACCUUCUUACCGAUUCUCACUCUUGGAUAGAGAGCAGCACAAACCUAGGAAAAGGCAAAGCUGGUAUGAGCAAUCCUGCAUUAAUCAUGGAAAAUGAGACAUAAAUCUUCAAACAAAACUCCUACUUUAUGAAAGUAUUCACGUCCAGACAGAUGGAAGAGACUUCUCACAGGAAGGCACAGUGGCUCUCUGUUCCUAUUUCCCUUUGGCUGGAUGGAUGUACAGAACAUGCUUAGUUCUAUUCAAGCCAUUGAAAAUACAUCAACACAUUGUUAUCUAACAUCCUGAUGAUUUUAGUUAACACAAUUUCCUGUAAAAUGUCGUAAUUAUCACAUAAGAAUCAAGUGUGAUUCCAGGGGGGGGGGAAAAAUCCACAGGCCAGCUUUCACCAAACAUUUCGGUAACUCCAAUUUAUCAGACACAGUGUCUAUUAUUAUUAUUAUUAUUAUUACUGUUAUUACUACUACUAUUAAAUUUGGAAAUUGAGACUGUUCAAGUAUUAAUAUGUAAAAGACAAUGUCACAUAAUAAUGAUUAGCUUUUUUCUUUUCCAUUUUGUUUCUGGGCCACAUCUGGCGAUGUUCAGGGGUUACUCCUGGCUCUGCACUCAGAAAUCACUCCUGGAGGUGCUCAGGGGAUCAUAUGGGGUGCCAGUUGUCAACCCCAGCUCAGCCGCAUGCAAGGGAUACACCGUACUCACUGUACUAUCUCUCCAUCCCCAGUAAUGAUAAGCCUUGUCUGUAAAAUCUAUUACUACCUAUGAAAAUGUGAAGGUAGCAAAUGAAACUACUUUUGAUAUGAAUCCAGCCUCAGGAGUGAGUGAAAUCAUAACUAUGAUUUCGUUGCAAAGUCCAUGUGACCUACAGUUGAAGAUCACUAUUCAGAUUGUGCCAACCACUUUAAUACAAUUUUUGCUUUUGUUUACUACUCAAAAAGAAGUAAUCACUGAAGCUUGAUCUCAUUAAUAAGCAAUUUUUUGUCAGAACUACUACAUUUCUAUUACAUCAGAAACAUUUUUCAUCUCUUCUAAUCAUCUUAAAUUAGGGUAAAAUCUGUAUUAGCAAAUAUAAAGAUUGGUUUGUCCCAUUUUUUAAACUACCUUGUUUUAAAAUCUAGGCAAUUUCUCUCAUCGAAAAUAGCAGAAACUGAAGAAUUCCUGGUAGGUCAUUAUAUGAAUCAUAUUAUUAAUGACUCAUGUCCUCUCUCAUCAAAAGCAUGACAAACUGUAUAAGUUCUCAAAUACUUAAGAGAAAAACUAUGAAAACUCUCAGACAAAAACCAUAUACUUUCAGUAUGAAAUGUGAACUAAAUGGCAACUGAGCUGUUUGGAAAUUGAGCUUCAGAGAACUAAAUUGGUGUGUUUGUUGAUGCCAAAAUGCCAAAAUGUUUGGCUUCAGUAAAUAUACUAAGAAGCUCUUGUGCCUUGUAUGCACUAACAUAAAUAAUGUUUUGUUUUAUUCUUUUAACAUCUGAAUUGUUUCAUAAACAUUAGUAGUUAGAAUAAACUGACACACUGUAAAAAGAUAUUGGGAAAUUUAAGCAAAUUACCUCUUAAAACUAUACACCUAAGAAACAAGUAUUUAAUCACAGAGAAAGAAAUGGUGUUACUUGUUUCCUUACCUGAUUAGACAAAAAAACACGAUAUAGAACAGAAGACUAGAGGAUAAUGGAGUAAAAGAUGUGUACAAUUACCCACCCUUGCUAAGACAUACAGAGAUUAAAUGAGUUUGCAGAAGAACCAGUAUCAGCCCAAUCCAUUUUAUAGAUCAUUUGAGUGCAAUUUUUUGAAACAGUAGGAUAAGAAUCUUUUUCAUAUAUUUUUAAGGAUAAAGAUUUUGAUCUGACAAUCUGUUUCAAGAAGUCUCAGAUGAUACAUUUUAAAUUUAAUCUUCACUUAAAGUAUUUUCUGGUCAUUUUUCACUACCUGAAGUGCCAGGUCAGAGCCUAUUGCUAGAAGUCUUAAGGGCAACAGCAUCAUGUGAUGUAUUAAGAAUUAUGUGCAGCCCAAUUUUUUCCAAAGCACAGCAUUAUAGCUGUUUUUACAAGACAGGAUUCUAUUAGGUGUUCCCUCUUAACCUAGGAGCUAUGAAACAAAAGGAGGGAUUUUUAUUCUCUACCUUGCUAGAGUACAGUUAAUCCCCACCCACAUUGUUCAGUCAUCAUAUUGAAAUACACAGUGAGUACAUGCUAGCCAGCUUUAAAAAAUUGUCAAAACUAAAUUUUUUUAAUUAAAUUGCAUUUGCUCCCUUUUUGUUUUUAUAGAAUGAUAUAUUUCCUGGUUUAGUUUUUAGUUCCAGGGAGUUAAUAGUUUUUAGAAAUGACGCAGUAUAAAUUUUACCUGUGUGAAAAAAAGCAUUAGAUUUUGUACACAUUUAUAAAAUGUACUUUUAAAAGUCUUUUUAUUUUCCCUGUUUUUGAAGGUCUACCACAGGUAUAAAUAUUUAAGAAAAUUUUUAUUUAACAUUUUUACAAAUGUUUCAUCUGUAUUAGUUAACUACUGAUACGGUGAAAGAGGGUGUUGUUUUUUUUCAGACCUAAAUAAAAGAGAAAUUGCAUCUAAAUACAAUGAUACUUUCAAGCAAAUGUUUAUCAAUUAGUUCUGUUAUACCAUAGUAAAACUUGGUUAGUCAUCUUCAUUAGCUGUCUAUGAAAUUGCCUUUGCACUGACAAUCUAAACUGCUCUAAAGAUAUACUUUUUCUAUUACUCUACAGAGUUAAAUUCAUGUCUGUAACCUAGUCAUAAAGUAAAUCUUUUGGUAAGUGGGGAAUGAGAAGAUGAGGUAAUUACUCACUAUUGAAAAAUUCUGAGUUCAAUUAGAAAAAGGCAGGAAAAAUUACUCUGUAAUUAACAACUAUUGUAAAUUUGACAUAUGUUUGACAAAAACUAUUUUCCCCAGGGAAAUUAAAAUAGAAUUCAUUAACCAUAUAUGUUAAAAAAAAAUAAGCUUGUAAUCAUUUAUCUUCAAGAAAACAAGCUGUGAAGACAACCUGUUAUUCCUAUAUAUAUAUAGGAAUCUAUAUAUUUUUUUGGGUGGGGGGGGCAAUGCUCAGGGUUGGCUCUGCACUCAAGAAUUACUCCAGGCAGUGCUUGGGGACCGUGUGGAUGCCAGGGAUCAAACCCUGGUUGGCCGAGUGCAACACAAGCGCCCUACCUGCUGUACUAUCACUCCAGCCCCUCCAAUAUAAUAAACUAGUUAUUUUCCCUACGCUGAAGUACAUGUAAACUUGCAGAUUGAUUCUGAUUAUACUGUUCUGAUUAUACUGCUAUAUGCUUCCAAUAUCAAAUACUUACCUGUAAAAAUGAUAGUUCAAAUGCUAUUUGAAUAGCAUUAUUAUAUAAUAUGAAUUAUUUCAAGUAAACCAGAGUGUUUAUACAAAUCAUCUUACAUUGUAAACUGUGAUAAAGGAUGGUCACUCAGCCCACCAUCAGUCAAUAAAUUCUCAUCUACCACUAAUAUAAAUGAUCUCAGCCCUCUGAGCGCUCACCAGCCCCAAAGUGCCACAUUUCAACAAAGAAAUUUCACAAGUAACAGCAUCAUUAGGAAAGAUCCUUCUGUAAAAAAAUUGAAGAAACUGCUUAAAUUCCAAAUGUCUCAAGUUUUAUCUCCUUUUCCUUUAUUCACCCAGCUUGUACUUACUUUCCUCUUAAGUGGAAAUAGACAAUGUUAUACCAUUAAGUAUUAUUUUAUAGUUACCUAGAAUUUUUUCACCUUGUUGGUAAAAAUGCAGAUUCUAAUUUUAACAAUUUUGGCUACUUCUCUCUUAGUGAAAUCAUUAAAUACAUGCCAAGAGUAGAGACAUAUUCACAUUUUAGCUUUUGGUUUCCCAUUAGAUUUUCUCUAAGAGUUUAUUGGUAAGAAUCUUUUUUUGUUAAACAUAUAUAUAGCCCUAACCAUAACACUUCUCUUUUCUCCCUGCCAUGAUAAAUUUGUUAUAAUAGUAUCCUAAUUUGUAUGAACAUCAUUGAUGUAAUGAACCAAAAUAGGCUGUCUCAAAGGAAUUCCCCCGGAUCAAAAUCUAUGACUGAAAUACUUUCAAGCAGUGCUCAGUGUAGGAAGUGCUGAAGUAGAAUGCUUUUAUCAUCCUUGUAAGAGAUUGUGAAUAAAGACGCUCUACUAGAACACAAUCUAGGUAAUAGAAGCCCCUUCUCUAACACACUCAUUUGCUCUAAUAAUAAAAUGUUCAAAUAUGACUGCCUGGGAAUUGUCACUAGACCACUUAAAAUGACUUGCAGUCCUAUCUCACUGCAGAAAAGUGGUAACAAAAAUAAAAUUGGUGGCAGUUCCAAAGCUCAUUGAUGUUUUUGUCAGACCAAACAUUCACUACUUCUAUAUUAUUUGGAGUCUGGGGAUGUUAAGAUUACCUUUUAAGUUGGCUCCUUCUUGAGUACCAGUUAAACCAAAGGGGGCCUUUUUGAUAUGUGAUUUCGAGCUAUGCUUUAUAAAGGAGUUCCUUACUGCUCAGAAAGUACUCUUAGGAUUUAUGGAAACAAAGUACAACUUAUGUUGCAUCUCUUAGGGAAAGCUUAACAGUGUUAAGAGCUCAAAGUUGAUCUGAUUUCAUUAGUACUUAAAAGUUCUUGUUGGAAGAAUAAAGGUGCUUAACAAACUUGAGAGGGGGAAAAAACAAUACUCUGCUUAAGAAAAAAAUACUACAAAAUUGAAUUGUUGUGAUACUGAAUUAAAUAACUUAUCACAGAAAACUGCAGUUGGGUGUUUUUUUUUAAAAUUGUAUUAAGGCUAAUGGUAUUUUAAAUUUCACAUCUUUUUCUGUCUGAAUAGCCUCCUACCAAU
Messenger RNA from Sorex araneus (European shrew), 5882 nucleotides. RefSeq names its product zinc finger DHHC-type palmitoyltransferase 2 (gene ZDHHC2). The transcript is spliced from 13 exons. Gene Ontology annotation, molecular function: protein-cysteine S-palmitoyltransferase activity. Bases 94 to 1194 code for a protein of 366 amino acids. The record is from RefSeq and is a predicted model, not a curated record. Gene Ontology annotation, biological process: protein targeting to membrane; peptidyl-L-cysteine S-palmitoylation. Lineage: Eukaryota; Metazoa; Chordata; Mammalia; Eulipotyphla; Soricidae. Gene Ontology annotation, cellular component: Golgi apparatus; endoplasmic reticulum.